AUGUUCUCCUCGGCUUUAAAGUCGUUCUCAUCGAACAUAUCUAAUAAUUACCAGUUCUCGCCCAACCCCUCCUUCAUAUCUGGGCCCUGGAAAGUUCAUGAUGGAAAGAACAAGAAGACGGGGAAGGCCGUUUCGAUAUUCAUUUUUGACCGGAAGUCCUUGGAUCCACGAACCGGUGGCUUGAGCUCACGAUCAAACACUACCUCGUUAAAGAAAGUUCACGAAGAGGUCGUUGAAAGGCUCAAACGAGAGGCAGCAAAUCUUGCCCGCCUAAGGCAUCCGUCUAUUCUCCAAAUAAUUGAGCCGGUAGAAGAUACGCGGAAUGGCGGCCUGAUGUUUGCCACGGAGGCCGUCACAGCAUCUUUAUCUGGUUUGCUACAGGAAAAGACGGAUCAGGAGGCAUCCAGCCGAGUCGGGGGAAGGGCCAGUCGACACAUGAUCGAAGAGGCCGACGGAUCACGGAGAAGACGUGAAAUCGAAAUUGACGAGCUUGAAAUUCAAAAGGGGCUUCUUCAGAUUGGGAAGGGUCUUGAAUUCUUGCACGAGUCGGCCAAAAUUGUACAUGGCAAUCUCACCCCUGAUGCCAUUUACAUAAAUGCAAAGUCUGAUUGGAAGAUAUCUGGCCUAUCAUUUGCCGGGCCUACAAGCCCAGAGGUGCAAUCACCGCUACCACCAAUUGCCCUGUCAGAGGCUCUCUAUCACGACCCUCGCCUGCCCAAGUCCGUGCAACUCGACCUAGACUACACCUCUCCCGAUUUCGCUAUUGACUCAAACAUCUCCCCGGCCGCAGAUCUUUUUUCUCUUGGACUCAUAAUCAUUGCCCUCUAUAAUUCUCCUCAUGUAUCGCCUCUAAAUACGAACAACAACACAAAUACAUAUAAGAGAUUACUCAGCUCUGCCGCCACGAUUCCCUCACAGUCAAACUCCUUUCUUUCCUCGGGGCCAAUACCAAAGGAUCUAGCUAGCCAGGUUCUGCCAAAACUAAUAACAAGGAGACCGGCUCAACGGAUGAAUGCCAGUGAAUUCCAACAGUCUCAAUACUUCGACAACGUCCUCGUUUCCACCAUCCGCUUCUUGGACUCUUUUCCUGCCAAGACACAAAAUGAGAAAUCGCAGUUUAUGAGGGGAUUAUCCAGGAUUUUGCCAGAGUUCCCAACAUCUGUCUUGGAGCGUAAGGUUCUUGGAGCGUUACUCGAGGAAAGCAAAGAUCGCGAACUCCUGCCGCUUAUUCUCCAGAACGUUUUCAAAAUUCUUGCACGCCUCCCUUCAAGUCAACGACUAGUUCCAGAUAAAGUUAUUCCCCGUCUUAAAGAAAUAUUUCUCACACCGGGCAAUAAAGGUGCCGUUCAGGAUCGAGAUAGCAGCAAGGAUGCAGGACUCAUGGUUGUUCUUGAAAACACGCAAAUUCUUGCUGAUAAUUGUUCUGGAAAAGUCUUUAAAGAUGACGUGAUACCGCUAAUCCACCUGGGCUUGGAAUCUCCAACUCACUCGUUGAUUGAUGCGUCUAUGAGGUGUCUCCCUGUAAUGCUACCUGUCCUUGACUAUUCUACCGUGAAGGAUGACAUAUUCCCGCCAAUCGCGUCUGUGUUUACCAGGACAAGCAGCCUUGCAAUUAAAGUUCGGGGGCUGGAAGCGUUUUACGUUCUUUGCGGCGGUCCACCCAAGACCAGCCAGUCUGCAGACGACCUUUCGGGAAUUAUAGCAGACUCUCGGCCAGUGAAGUCAAAUUCCAACUCCGUUCUUGACAAAUACACCGUUCAGGAGAAACUAGUACCAUUGCUGAAAGCAGUCAAGACUAAAGAGCCGGCGGUGAUGGUGGCGGCUUUGAAUGUGUUUAAACAGAUCGGACAAAUGGUCGACAUAGAAUUCGCAGCACUCGAAGUCCUUCCGAUUUUGUGGAAUUUUGCACUUGGCCCUCUCCUUAACGUUCAGCAGUUCUCGUCGUUUAUGGAGCUGAUAAAAUCACUCUCGUCAAAGGUUGAGAGAGAGCAGACCAAGAAAUUACAACAGCUAUCCUCUAGCAAUGAGGGAGGGAGCACUAAAAACACAGCAAAUCAAAUGGGAGCAUUGUCUCCAUUGAAUAACGGUAGUGAGACUGGCGGCGAUAAGUCUGACUUCGAACGUCUCGUGCUGGGCAAGGGCAAGUCGCCAAACACUCCUAUAGACUCAUGGGGUGAAUGGGGGGACUCUGCUCCAUCCAAGGCCCAAGCCCAGGUCCCUACGAAGCCAGACACUACACCCCAAUUUUCGUGGUCUAGUAGUUCUACUACUACACGGCAAGGGAAUGGCGGACUCGCAAAGCCAAACGCAAAUAUGCGGUCAAUCACGCCCGACAUGGCGAUCAACGCCUUCCCAUCCCUUGAACCUGGACAUAAGAGCAACACUUCAUCCUUUUCUUCAAUGGCUACCCUCCAGCCGCUCUCACCACAAGCACCCCCAAGCAACAUGAUGAUGGGCGGUAGCUUUAGUUCUCUGCAAGGCUCCCACCAGUUCACACACUCCGGCACCGGCUCCUUUAAUAUACCUACCAUCGGGGGUAAGCCUGCUAAUGGCAGCAAUUUAUGGCAGGGGCAGAGCCAGUUAAUCGUCGACUACGCGAAAAGCACCCGCAAGAACUCGAACUCAGGAGCUAUGGAUACCCAGACGAAACAGCAGUACCUGGCCGAUUCUCCACCGACCAUCGUGAGACUGGAGAUACGGCCUCAUUUCGAAGCUCUAAAGGACGACAAGUUGAAGAGAUACUCUCAUUUUAUUAGCAGAGCUGCUUUCCAGGGAACAAGAAUCACCCUACGUCAGGUCUCUCCCGAAUCCGAACCUAUCUACGACCUUAUAAUAUCACUUUAUGCUUCAUGCAAUGGCGAUUGGAAGGCCCUGGCCGAGAAGACGAACACGAGUGCCGAGAAUUUGCAGUUCUUUCUAGAGUAUGCUGCACAGUUCCUAGGCAACUGUGGAAACUACAAGGGAUUCGGGGACUCCAAGUUUAUCCCCCGGAUUCCGUCUAGUGCACUCGAAACUCUGGCUUCUGGGUCACCUGAGACGAAGAAGCACUUUGAGCUUGCUUGCAAGUCGGGAGGAGGUAUCUAUGAGACCUCUUCGCCUGACCUGAUGCAUCUGGGCUACCCUGAGAAGGGCCAGAUGACGACAUAUUACCCGGAUUCUCCAUCUAUCACUAAGGAAGAGAUUACUUUGAUUGGCGAUUUCCUGGAAAAGAAACAGCUCUUGCUGGAAAACACAAGACUCAGAAAGACCCAGGCUGGCGAUUUUGAGUUGUUAAUUGCCUCGGCUGAAACUUCACCUGCUGGUAAGGAUAGAGACGUUGGAGAUGUCGAUGGAUGGGAUCUGGAAGGCAAACUUGCCGGAAAGAAGCUUAAGCUUGUAUAUGGCGACUAUGCUGAGGUUAUGAAGAAAAUUGCAGAGAGCAUCAAGCAGGCUGGCUUGAACUCGGCGAAUGAUAUACAAAAGAAGAUGCACGAAGAAUACUUCAAGUCAUUUACCACCGGGUCAAUAGAAGCUUACAAGGAAAGCCAACGUAACUGGAUUCGGGAUAUCGGUCCAAUGGUGGAAUCAGACAUUGGAUUUGUCGAGACCUACCGCGACCCUCAUGGUGUCCGAGGAGAGUGGGAAGGCUUUGCUGCAAUGGUCAAUCUCGAGCGAACCAAAGCUUUUAGCAAACUCGUUGAGAAUGCUGAAACUAUGAUUCCAAAGUUACCAUGGGGCAAGGAAUUCGAGAAGCAGACCUUUUUAAGCCCUGAUUUUACAUCGCUUGAGGUGAUGAGCUUUGCUGGAAGUGGCAUCCCAGCUGGAAUUAAUAUCCCCAACUAUGACGACAUCCGCCAGAAUCUCGGCUUCAAAAACGUGUCUCUAGGCAAUGUGCUCAGUGCGAAAGCACCGAAUGAACCUGUCCCCUUCAUUCGCGAACAGGACCUAAGCCUCUUCCGCGAAUAUCGGGAUGCUGCCUUUGAGGUACAGGUUGGUAUCCAUGAACUGCUCGGCCACGGAACUGGUAAAUUGCUGCAAGAAACGUCUCCAGGGAAAUACAACUUCGACGUGUCAAACCCACCUGUGAGCCCAGUUGAUGGUAAACCUAUUUCCACAUGGUACAAACCAGGCCAGACCUGGAGCUCUGUGUUUGGAUCCAUCGCUUCUUCAUACGAAGAAUGCCGCGCUGAAUGUGUUGCUAUGGCUUUGGGAUGCGACUUUGGUAUCCUUCAACUGUUUGGCUUCGGUAACGGUAAAGAUGACAUCAACGGCCAGGCAGGUGACGUUCUAUACGCAAGCUAUCUCCAGAUGGCACGCGCAGGUGUGGUUGCACUUGAAUUCUGGGACCCAAACAGCAAGAAAUGGGGCCAGGCUCACAUGCAAGCACGAUUCAGCAUACUUCGUACUUUCUUAGACGCUGGCAACGACUUUGUUCGACUAGAAUACAAGAAGGACGAUUUGUCUGAUUUGGAAAUCCACCUCGACCGAUCUAAGAUCCUCAGCCAUGGACGACCUGCGGUUGAGAAAUAUCUGCAGAAACUCCAUGUGUACAAGAGUACGGCGGACUUUGAAGCUGGAAAGGCCCUAUACGACGAGAGCACACAUGUCGAUGAAUGGUGGGGAACCAAAGUCCGCCCAGUCGUCCUGCAGAAGAAGGUGCCUCGAAAGGUGUUUGUACAGGCCAACACGGUGCUUGACGGCGAACAAGUCGUGUUGAAAGAGUACGAGCCUACUCUUGAAGGCAUGAUCCAGAGUUAUGCUGAGCGCGAUGUAUAA
Messenger RNA from Arthroderma uncinatum, 4755 nucleotides. RefSeq names its product SCY1 protein kinase. Gene Ontology annotation, cellular component: cytoplasm. Gene Ontology annotation, biological process: protein phosphorylation. Lineage: Eukaryota; Fungi; Ascomycota; Eurotiomycetes; Onygenales; Arthrodermataceae. Bases 1 to 4755 code for a protein of 1584 amino acids. The record is from RefSeq and is a predicted model, not a curated record. The transcript has 6 exons. Gene Ontology annotation, molecular function: protein kinase activity; ATP binding; dipeptidyl-peptidase activity.